AUGACUCUAUCAGGAGAUGUAUGCGUUAUUGCGGGAGCCUGUGGGUUUUUGGGAGAAAAGCUGGUCAGGCUGUUGCUGGAAGAGGAGAAGCUUGCUGAGAUUAGAUUGCUGGAUAAAAACAUCCAGUCUGAGCUAAUACAGUCUCUUGAUGGUUGCAAGGGAGAGACUAAAGUGAGUGUUUUUGAGGGAGAUAUCAGGGACCGUGAACUACUGAGAAGAGCCUGUAAAGGAGCAGCACUUGUUUUCCACACAGCAUCUCUCAUCGAUGUCAUUGGAUUAAUUGAAUACAGUGAAUUAUAUGGAGUUAAUGUUAAAGGAACACAGCUGCUGCUCGAGACCUGCAUCCAAGAAAACGUGUCCUCCUUCAUUUACACUAGCAGCAUUGAAGUGGCUGGUCCCAAUCCCCGUGGUGAUCCAGUCAUUAACGGCAAUGAGGACACUCCUUACUCCUCCUGUCUUAAGUUUAGCUACAGCAAAACCAAGCAUGAGGCUGAGCAGAUUUGCCUUCAGGCCAAUGGAGAGCUGCUCUGUAAUGGAGGUCAGCUGGCAACCUGUGCACUGAGGCCCAUGUACAUCUAUGGACCAGGCUGUCGAUUUACUUUAGGCCACAUGCGGGAUGGAAUCCGCAAUGGAAAUGUGCUGGUGAGAACAUCACGCCGUGAGGCCAAAGUGAAUCCUGUAUAUGUGGGAAACGUAGCACUGGCACACAUACAAGCAGGUCGAGCUCUCAAAGAUUCUCAGAAAAGGGCUGUGAUGGGUGGAAACUUCUAUUAUAUCUCAGACGACACACCGCCUGUUAGCUACUCAGACUUUAAUUAUGCUAUUCUUUCACCAUUAGGCUUUAGGAUACAAGAGAGGCCCAUUCUGCCCUUCCCACUUCUAUAUCUACUGUCGUUCCUCAUGGAAUUACUGCACAUUGUGCUCCGACCUAUCCUGAGGUUCACCCCUCCCCUAAACAGACAGCUACUGACCAUGCUAAACACAUCCUUUAGUUUCUCAUACCAAAAGGCACACAGGGAUUUUGGAUAUAGCCCUCGCUAUGACUGGGAAGAGGCACGUAGGUGCACUAGCGACUGGUUAGCAUCUGUCUUACCCACAGAGAGGCAGCGGAUUAACUUGAAAUAAAUUAACAGUAUGUUUAAUAAUAUUGUGCUACCUGUAUUUGUAAGCAGUCAUGUUCUGUUUGAUGUUUUAUAGUCAAGUUAAACAUAAACUUAGUAAUUAGAUCCAUGGUAGUGGAAAACAAUGGCUAAUGUCCAAUGUUUAGUGAAUAAUGCUUGUUUUAUGGUAAAAAAAAAAAAAAUUGCUGAAUAUUGUUUAUGCAUAUCACAAAUAGAAAUGACUAUCCAUAAAAGGAAGCAGUAAUAAGUCAUAAUACUUAAUUUCAAUUAAACAAUAUGUUGUGGUAAUUCAAAAGCCUACUUGUCUGUAUUUUACUCGACUUGUCUGUUGUCAUUUAGUUAUCUUUUUUUUACUUUUUAUUCAUUUACUGACAACAAGUCAUUUUGAGGAAAUGUGUAAGGUUUCAUGAAUAUUUGAUAAAUGCUGUGAAAAGUUUCAAUAAAUGUUAUUGUAACUUUAUUUGUGAUAUCCAAAAUAAAAUUGACAACAGAUU
Molecule: messenger RNA, 1615 nt
Organism: Puntigrus tetrazona (Sumatra barb)
Lineage: Eukaryota; Metazoa; Chordata; Actinopteri; Cypriniformes; Cyprinidae
Gene: hsd3b1
Product: hydroxy-delta-5-steroid dehydrogenase, 3 beta- and steroid delta-isomerase 1
Exons: 3
Coding region: 1-1125 (374 amino acids)
Biological process (GO): steroid biosynthetic process
Molecular function (GO): 3-beta-hydroxy-Delta5-steroid dehydrogenase (NAD+) activity
Source: RefSeq, a predicted model, not a curated record